Messenger RNA from Pristis pectinata (smalltooth sawfish), 7731 nucleotides. Its product is annotated as KN motif and ankyrin repeat domain-containing protein 2-like. The transcript is spliced from 13 exons. Lineage: Eukaryota; Metazoa; Chordata; Chondrichthyes; Rhinopristiformes; Pristidae. Bases 535 to 3828 code for a protein of 1097 amino acids. Gene Ontology annotation, molecular function: protein binding. Gene Ontology annotation, cellular component: cytoplasm. Gene Ontology annotation, biological process: negative regulation of intracellular estrogen receptor signaling pathway; negative regulation of vitamin D receptor signaling pathway; negative regulation of G1/S transition of mitotic cell cycle. The record is from RefSeq and is a predicted model, not a curated record.
ACUUAUCUCAACUGAACCUAUGGAAUGGAGGCUCAGACACAACCAGUGAGCAUCUGGGAAAGGAUGAAAAUUGAGGAGAGUGGAACCAUCCGCCCUGCGAAGGUCAGAGGGAGAGCAUGAAACAUAAGAGGUAGAAAAAUCAUCAGCUGAAGAUAUUGGGGAAAAGAAGAACAAAGCAGUCAAGGGGUUAAUGAAACCAGAGUGAAACAAAGUCAGCAAUGUGUGGUCGAUGCAGGGAGAAAAUCAGAAGCUUCAGUCAACAUUAAAUCCAAAAUUGUAAACAUUGUCACAUGAUGCAGAAUGUCAGACUCAUUUGCAGUAAAGCGUUCACCGUCCGUGACAGAGUGUGACCCAGUGUGGGAGGAGGCCAGCGAUCACAGCCUCAACAUCUCAGACAGUGUCUCUCACCCAGGGCGAUGAGAGACUGGCAGUGGAGCAGCUGACAAUAUCACUUCAUCCAAAGCUUGCAGGGUAUGGAGAAUCUCCGUGUGAUUAGCUGAUCUCGGAGGGACUGACAGAAGAUCAGAGCCGAAGAUGGCAGAAGUUCUUCAGAUGAAAACUAACUUCCCUGGUACGUCUAAUCUCACCGGUGGCUUUUCAGGUGACCCCAGCGUAAAGCACAGUAAACAAGGAGUGCACAACCCAGGUAACAUGGACCUCACGGCUGGGUCAGAGGCCAAGGGCAAGGACCAGAACCUGCCCUACUCCGUGGAAACUCCCUACGGCUUCCAUCUGGACCUGGACUUUGUGAAGUACGUGGACGACAUCGAGAAGGGGAACACCAUCAAGAAGGUUCACAUCCACCGGAGGCCGCGGGGUUGCAGCUACACUGGCUCCUGGUGGACCUCCACCGAGUCGCUCUGCUCCAACGCCAGUGGCGACAGCAGGCACUCGUCCUUCUCCUACUGCGGCCGCAGCACCUACACGCCCACCGCGUGCGGCUACAACAGGCCGGGUGGCUACAACGCACGGGUGGAGAAGACCCUGUUGGAGACCAGGAGGAGGUUGGAGGAGGAGCCCCUGGGCUGCGGGGAGGGUCGGAGACCACGCUACACCAGUCUGGGCAGCCUCCACAGCAGCGUGGCAGGUUCCACCAGUUCCCUGGCGGGCAUGGGCCAGUCGUUCUCCAGGCUCUCCUCCUACAACGGGUCGCAGAGCGCGCCGUCAGGUCACUUCACCCCGCUGGGCUCCGGCGUGGCCACCCCUUCCACCCCCAACCCCACCCACCUGCACAACAUCCGCGAGCAGAUGGCAGUGGCCUUGCGCCGGCUGAGGGAGUUAGAGGACCAGGUGAAGAUCGUGCCAGUGCUGCAGGUGAAGAUCUCCGUGCUUCAGGAGGAGAAGAGGCAGCUCAGUGUCCAGCUGAAGAGCCAGAAGUUCCUCGGUCACAGUGCAGGCUUCAUCUCCCAGCGGUCACUCAAGCCCAAGGGGGAGCUGUACAUCGACGUGCCUGAAGAAGACAGCCCUCGGAGGAAGGCAGAGUCCCCGCUCUCUCUAACGCAGACCCAAGCCAUCCUGGGAAGAGUGACUCCAAACUGGGCAGCGAGGAGGGGUCUGAGGGGCAGCACGGCAGGAAUCAGGAGCGUGGGCAUCUGGGUGAGGGAGAAGGACCUGGGCAUCACCCCUUCUUCCCUGCACCAGGACGUGGAGCACCAUCGGCACGUGGCCGAGCUGCUAACCAAGAAGAUCUCCAUGCUGGAGAGGCAGCUACGGGAAGCAGGCCGGGAGCUGGAGUCCGCCAGGGGUGAGCGGAAGACGACGGCGGACAAGGGGCAGCAGGCGGACAUUGGCGGGGCGGCGGCAAGGGCGACGAUCCCCGGGAGCUGGGAGCCGGCGGCGGAUCAGAGAGUGGACCCCGGGGCAGGUCAGCGGGCUCCGGGGAAGAGGGGGGAUGGCACGGAGCCUGGAGGCGGUGGCGAGGGGCGGUCGGUGGGCGUACACGUCGGACCCCUGGGGCGCCCUGUGGGCGAGGAGCCGGCCGGAGACCAGAGCAGGAAGAGGGAGUCACCUCAUUCCAAGGCAGAGGCGGUCCCCUCAAUGGGCCAGGCAAGGAGCGGAGGAGGGGCGGCGGCAACGGCCGAGGGGGAGGCCUCCGGCCGGCCCUUCAAGGAGGUCCCAGCCAAGCUAGUGACCUGCACCAUCGUGACCACGCUGGCGUCCACCUGUGAGGAGGUGAACUCGGUGAUGACCACGGCCAAGACGGUGAAGCAGGCGAAGACGGGACCGAGCGGGGCAGAGCUACGGGAAGCGGUGGAGCAGCUGACCCAAGCCUCUCGUGAAGACCACAAAGCCCUCCCCUCCGCUCAGGCACCUCGGGCUCUUCCAGUCUCUGAUGUUUGCAGUGCUGUGGAGACACCACGUGAGCUGGGUACCCCAAGGACAGUGGAAGCCCACCACCAGCCCCCAAAGGAUCCGGUGAGACCAGGAGACCCUGACCCAUCGUCAGAUGAUUCAACACGACCAGUUUCCCCACAGGGAGCACAGCUAAAGUCCAUCAUGAAGAAGAAGGAGAAUGGAGGAAGUUCUGACAGUCCUCCGACAAAGAAGAGCCUGCAGUUUAUCGGUGUUAAUGGGGGGUACGAAUCAACAUCUUCUGAAGAGUCCAGUUCAGAGAGUUUAUCAAGUGAGUCAGACGGUGAGAGCACGGAGAGCGAUUACCAUGAGGCCAGUGAGAGACUUCCAGGAGAGCAGACGGAGAAAGCAGAGAGCAAAGCUGCUCCUGCACAUACGGUUCAGGAAUCCCAGGGUGUCCGGACUCAAGCGGAGCCCGCGCAGGGAACCAAGAGGUUGGAGACUCCAACAGAACCCACGCAGGAACUUGAGAGUGGGCGGACUGCUGCUCAGAGCACGCCAACCUCUGAGGGAGAGAAGAAAGUGCAGGACGUAGGGAGAAAAGGGCACGUGAAGGAAGUGGUGCAGAGAACAGAGGGAGAAACAGAGGAAGAAGUCAAGGAAGGGAAAGACCAGCCAGAAGCCAUCGUUCACCAUGAGCAGAAAGCAGACAGCCGCACGUUUGAGCUGACUGAGGGCUUGGUGUCGGCUUGUGUAACUCUGCAGAAACACCUGAAUGAUCCAGAUGGCUUCACAAACAAAGACGUGAGGGUGAGCUAUCUCACCAUACAACAGGAGUGGCUUUUGGUAUCCAGCCCAAAGACAGCAGAUCCUGAGUUGGUACGCCGGUACCUAGCUGUGUUUAAGGCGAUGUCUCCAAACUUGCUGGAGCUGAUAGUUAACAUGGCAGAUGGGAACGGGAACACAGCCCUUCACUACACCGUCUCGCACUCCAACUUCCCAAUUGUCAAGUUGUUGCUGGAUACAGGCACCUGCAACUUGGACAAGCAGAACAAGGCCGGUUACACUGCCAUCAUGUUGGCUUCGCUUGCCGCUCUGCAGUCCGACACCGACAUGCAGACUGUGAUGCAGCUUUUUCGCCUGGGCAACGUCAAUGCCAAGGCCAGCCAGGCAGGUCAGACAGCACUGAUGCUCGCGGUCAGCCAUGGACGGACAGAGAUGGUCAAGGCCCUGUUGGCGUGCGGGGCGGAUGUCAGUAUCCAGGAUGACGACGGGUCGACGGCACUGAUGUGCGCCUGUGAGCACGGCCACACGGAGAUUGUCAGGCUCCUGCUCGCGGUGCCAGGCUGUGACAUAACUCUGACAGACAACGACGGCAGCACAGCUCUCUCCAUCGCGGUUGAAACCGGACAGAAAGACAUUGCGUCCCUGCUCUACGAACACCUGAACUGUUCGAAGGCUUCCAGCUCCUCCCCUGGCGCGCCCGCCCCCACACAACCUGUGCCUCGCCCUUCCCCACCUGAAGCCCAACUGUAGACGUGUGCGACCCCCAGCCGAGCUCCUGCCCACCGCACCACCGAAGACCCAGCAGGAUGUGCUCGAGGGCUCCCUCUCCAGACUGGCACGGCCCGUCACCUGACACAGCCCGCUGGCGUACUCGACGCUGUGGCAUGGCGGCCUGUGUCUGUCAACCCCCGGAGGAUCCCCGAGCGCCGCUCUAAACUCAGCAGCCCAGGAGGAGAGGCCUGAACAAAGGAGAGAGGUGCGAGCCGAAAAGGAAGCUCAGCCAUCGCACUCUCCGGAUUAUAAACCUACUGCUGUAACCUUGCAUGACAAUCUCGCUGUCCGUCCACCAGCUUUUUGUAUGAAGAAAGUAUAUAGAAGCCUGUAGAGGACAUUCAGCCCAUUGAGACUUCAGACUGAGCAGACUGAUUCUUAUCGUCGGUGGCUUCCACAACCCUCUCUCCCCACUUCCUCCACUCACUUCCCCUCCCUCCCCUUGCCCCUCCCUCCCCUUGCCCCUCCAUUCCCCUUCCCUUCUCAAUUGGCCUGCCCACCAUGGCAGGUUUCUCAGGACGUCAAAAUUAGGACCUGCCUCUGACACAGAGAGAGAGAGAGAGAGAGAGAGAGAGAGAGAGUGAGAGAUCCUCGUCACCCCAAUAGUCAGUCAGUUCCUGUACAGAUACACCAGUCAGUUCCUGUACAGAUACAUCAGUCAGCCGGUUCCUGUACAGAUACGCCAGUCAGGCAGUUCCUGUACAGGUACAUCAGUCAGCCGGUUUCUGUACAGAUACACCAGUCAGUUCCUGUACAGAUACAUCAGUCAGCCGGUUCCUGUACAGAUAUGCCAGUCAAGCAGUUCCUGUACAGGUACAUCAGUCAGCCGGUUUCUGUACAGAUACAUCAGUCAGAGGGUUCCUGUUCAAUGACUCUGUUGAAGAGGAACAACGAGCCGAGCCCUGUGGAUCCAACAUUGAGAUGGACGGGGCCUGACUGUGGAGUGAGGAGUAAUACAGACUCCAUGACAUCCGCUAAUACCCUUCCCAGGCAGACACUUAAACAGCUGUGAUCAGGUUGACCACAGCUGGAGGCGAAGCUGAUUCACAGGGGUCUGCUUUACCCUCCCCUAUCCCAAACAGACACUGCUUUAUACCUCUCCCACCUCGGGCUUCAGAGGGAGAUCAAAACCAGCGAUAAAUCUUAUACCCGAUCACCGUUCUGGGGCUCAGGCAGCAAUGAGCAACAGACCCAUUACUGGGAGCCACGGGAUACCCGAAGGGGGGAGAUCAAAGAUCACUCGUUAAACCUCUUUUGCUGCUAAUCGUGAUCAGGUAACUGACCUGCCUGGGCUAUUACCAAAUCCCUCCCCAGGGACUGAUGCCUGACCACUGGGAAACUGAGUAGACAUUCAGAUGGGGAGGCGAAACAAGUAACUUCACAGGGUCAGAUUCCUCACCAGUUUGUUGGGGGCUGCAAGGGAGAUCAGGACUACUCAACCAGAGGUCCAUAUGCACCAGCUCAGUACUGUGGCUUGGAGAUAUUGGAAGGUGAGGGGGGGAAGCGGAUGGACACAAUGGGGUCGAAUUUCACUUCCAUUUUGCUUCAGGUGGGUUUAGAAAUGGAAAGCCAGCCCACAAACCCAUUCAACCCAUCGUUUAUAAAUUGCACAAGGCUUAAUUUAAAACACUUUUGUUUUAAAGAGGCUUGAGGAAAUGGACAGUCCAGAUUCAGACUGGGCCCAGUGUUGAAGAAGUGCCACGAGCUUCACCAAACACAAUUGUGCACGUUCCCCAUCACCUGAGCACAUUCCCCAAUAUAUAAACCAAAUGUAGUGGAUUUAUUCUUGUGUAUAUUACUAUGCUGAUAUUUACAGACCCAGAUCCAGCCUCUUUUGCCACUGCUCUGUUUUAUCUUCUACUAAUAACCAGUUGUACUAUUGAUGCCGCUGGUUUUGGUGUUUUCUGCAGGACAUCAAGACCAGCCCCACUUCCUGGUGUCUUUGUAUUAUCCUUUUUACAGAAAUAUCUAUCAGAGUUUUGUAAUCCACAUAUUGCAAUACACUGAAACGGAAAUACUGCUGGCUCAUGCUUUAUCUCAUUUAACAGCUGUCUGCUGGCACGCAGGAGGUCAGGGCAUUCACAGUUGGGUGAGAAUUGGAGGGGAUGUUUGGACUGGGAAGGGGAGGUGGUUGUCAGUUGUGGUUGUUGGAUAGGUUGGGAGAGUGCUCUGAAGGUUCAGUAAACCAGUCUAUGUUCUGUUUGGACGGAUACAAACAGUCCGUGUGAAACAAGUCUUUACUGUGGCUGCACGCUCUGUCUCUCACCUGAAUACCCCUGUACCUGCACACUCUGUCUCUCACCUGAAUAACCCUGUACCUGCACACUCCUCUCACCUGAAUAACCCUCUACCUGCAUACUCCUCUCACCUGAAUACCCCUGUACCUGCACACUCUGUCUCUCACCUGAAUAACCCUGUACCUGCACACUCUGUCUCUCACCUGAAUAACCCUGUACCUGCACACUCUGUCUCUCACCUGAAUAACCCUGUACCUGCACACUCCUCUCACCUGAAUACCCCUGUACCUGCACACUCUGUCUCUCACGUGAAUAACCCUGUGUCUGCACACUCUGUCUCUCACCUGAAUAACCCUGUACCUGCACACUCUGUCUCUCACGUGAAUAACCCUGUGUCUGCACACUCUGUCUCUCACCUGAAUAACCCUGUACCUGCCCACUCUGUCUCUCACUGAAUAACCCUGUACCUGCACACUCCUCUCACCUGAAUAACCUUGUACCUGCACACUCUGUCUCUCACCUGACCAACCCUGUGCCUGCACACUCCUCCCAGCUACAGAAAUACACAUGAGUGUAGCAGCAUCAAACCUGGGCCCAAUCUGCCCUCCUGGAUAAAGUAGAAGAGCUGCAUAAAAGAGGAGCAGGCAAGAUCUCCCAGUUUUCCUGACAAACAUUUAUCUCUCAACAAACAUUACUAAAUAAUCAUAUUGCUGUGGAAGUGCAUUGCUGCGUAAAUUGGCUGUUGUGUCUCAUGGAAUGUAACGUCAAAAAAUAGUUGACCACCUCUCAAGAACUUUGAGGUGUCCUGAGGGUUUGGAACUCAAGAACACUUCAAGGCAACAUCUAAAUCAUCAUAAACCCAGGAUGGUUCCUGGUCGAAUUCUCUACCUUGUCAGUCAUACUGGACAGCACCUCCUGCUGAGUAUUUGAGGGAGGGAUUGAAUUAAGUUUAAUUCCGAUAAUCCAGCACUCUUGGGACUUUGGUAUUGCAGGACCAACAGAUUUUCUGGACCGUUGGAUACCUAUUUCAUUUCAGGUUUCUACACAUUUUCCAGUGGUACAAUAAAUUUUCCAGUGAACCCAGAGAGUUUAAAGGGAGCAGGACGUAUACACGCACCCCUGGUCCCAUUUCUGACCACAGACCAUCCCAUAUUCCUCAUCCCUGGUGUUCUGGUCUCACACCCAACUUGCACUCUGGACCCCUGGCUCACAUUCCUGAUUAAUGAGUGAGGCAGAUGCUGGGCCAUCAGAAUUUCCAAACAAUCGGAUGUCAGCUCAUUGGAGUUUUUCUUUGCAGCCCAUAUGAGCAGAAGCACCAAAGUCAAAGUCGAGUUUAUUGUCACAUGCACAAAUCCAUGUGUGCACAGGUGCAAUGAAAAACUUACUUGUAUCACAGGCACAGAGCAUCAGAUAAGCAGCAUUCACAAGAAAAACAUAAAUGUAAAUUAUACACAAAUUUUACAAGAAAACACAAUUAGAACAAAAAAUACAAAGUCCAUUUUAGUGCAAAGUGGUCACUGUAGUGACUAGGGUUUUGCCGGUUGGUUCAAGAACCCAAUGGUUGAAGGGAAGUAGCUGUUCCUGAACCUGGUGGCAUGGGACUUCAGGCUUCUGUACCAAACUGCAAAUAACUAUAUCGUGUACU